Molecule: messenger RNA, 408 nt
Organism: Aspergillus niger
Lineage: Eukaryota; Fungi; Ascomycota; Eurotiomycetes; Eurotiales; Aspergillaceae
Exons: 1
Coding region: 1-408 (135 amino acids)
Source: RefSeq, a predicted model, not a curated record
AUGGCUCCAGGCCCAUUCUCCCGCCAACAUCCUUAUGAGAUCCACACCCCCAGCUGGCACGCAGCAAGCAAUCGCCCCAUCGUGGACGGCAAAUACAAUGAUCCCGAAACCGGCGAAGUCCGAAAUACUACAGGCUUCGAGUUUUCCGGACCCCCUGCUGUUGAUGUUAUCAUUACAAAUCUCCAUGAGGACUCGUCCACCUCUGUCCGGCGCGUUCAGCUCCCCUUUCGUGUGGAGGCGCUGCUAGUGUGGAUCAUGCGUAUAGUGGAUGAACGCAAGCUACAGAUAGACUCUCUGAAUGCUACUCCGUAUGCUAUUCGAGUUGUGCUGGCUCAUGAGUUGAGUGGGGAGGAGUUCACAGAAGUUGCUGAUGUGAUGGCCAACGGAAUUUGGAAUGAUCGGCAGUGA